Melampsora larici-populina 98AG31 is the source of this 807-nucleotide messenger RNA. RefSeq lists its product as uncharacterized. NCBI's taxonomy places the organism in Eukaryota, Fungi, Basidiomycota, Pucciniomycetes, Pucciniales, Melampsoraceae. The transcript has a single exon. Gene Ontology annotation, molecular function: RNA-DNA hybrid ribonuclease activity; nucleic acid binding. Bases 1 to 807 code for a protein of 268 amino acids. The record is from RefSeq and is a predicted model, not a curated record.
AUGGCUAUCCUUCGACUUUUAGAACUCCCAGACUCCAACCCGGCAGCGAAGCUGGUUAAAACUAUUUUCAAAAGGAACAGGAAAACACACCGCUCAUCAAUUCACCAAGCACUUGCACACCCUCUCAACGCGUGUAGAGCACUCCCAGGUUUACCUGAAGCCUUAGACCCCGUCAAGGGAGGCUUGAAGACCGACGACCGAAUCACCGGACUGAUCCACUCCUCCAAAGAGGAGGCAGUGAUCUUUACGCUGCAAAACAUUACCGAACGCCCAGCUAACACAGUUAUUUCCUCCAGCGACGGAUCACAUAUCCCUGGGAAAGGGGUGGGAGCCGCAGCACUCACCCUUGAUGCUAACUCUCUGCCACUUCGCAUUAGAAUAGGCGAAGCAGAAAACCACACCCCCUACGAUGCCAAGCUGGCUGGCAUCCAACUAGCAAUAGCUAAUGUUAGAAACACAGCUCCGGGCGACACACAGUUCUUCUGGUUCAUUACAGACUGCCAAAACGCUAUACAAAAUAUCACCAAACCCCUCAAGACCCAACCUGGCAUGAGCACCUGCAUACAAAUCAGGAAAAGCCUGAACAAGUUGCUGACUAUCUUUCCAAGGUCUAAGAUCACCAUCAUAUGGUGUCUGUCCUCUUCUGGAGUACAAGCAACAAUCAUCACUGAUGAAGCGGCAAAAACAGCCACAACACUUCAUCAAAUACUUACCAGCGCUCCUAGCACAGCCCCGAUACAGAAGACAAUCAAAGCCAACCUACAAGCAGCGGCAGAUCAGCCACCUCCGGAGGCAGCGGUCACCUGA